CUCCCCUUCCCCGCAGACGCCAAACCCAGUACCGCACCGUUGCCAUGAUAAAAUCAAAUCCAAGCCCUGGCUGUCUAUUUAUCUAUUCACGCACGCUGCUGCUCCAAUCCAUCAUCGUUAAUCCGGUCAAGCCACUCGUGAUUGAUCUCCGUCCCAUCUUCGCCAAGAUCUUCGUGUUGCUCUGCAUUGCGAGGAGUCGGUUACCCGUGCAAGAAGAUGCAAGAGGCCUCGUCGUCUUCUCUCCCGGCGCUGAGCAGCGCCUACCAGCCUCUCCCGUCGCUGUACCUUGGGUUCUUGGCGAUAUGGGCGGCGUCGGGGAUCUCCUGGGCCUUCAGCUCAUGGAGGAAUCGGCACUUCCAGGCAAAUAACCUUCAGUGGAUCCUGGCCUUGGUUCCCCUGAUCAAAGCUUUGCAAAUGGCACUCUCAUUUCUGUUCUGGUACUCGUGCGUCCACCUUCAGACAUGCUCGCUGUGGAUGUCGUUCGGCGUGUACGUGACGGGGAUCCUCUUCCAGACGGCCUCCUUCGUCUCCUUCAUGCUCAUCUCCCACGGUUACUGCAUCAUGUACGAGCGCCUCUCCAUCAGGGAGAGACGCACGACCGCGGGUCUCGGGUGCCUCCUCUACCUUAGCCUCAUCGGUUAUAAAGCUGCAGUCCCUUACUUCACCGGGUUUCUUCUGAUGAACUACUUCGCGUCAUUCUACAUCAUAUUCCGCCGCACAUCGCAAUGCCUGUUGGUUCUUCGCGAGCAGCUUAAUUUCGUGGAGGAGGAAGACAUCCAUUCACUGCAUGGGACACUCAACACCAAGUACACAAUGUUCAAGAGAUUUCAGGGUACAAUGCAGGUGGCAGCGGUGGCAUUCAUCAUGGUGUACAUGAGGGCUGACGAUACGCCGGAUAACUUCUGGUUCCGCGUGUUGGUACGCGAAUGGGUACAGUUCUGCAUCUUCAUGUACAUUGGGUGGAACUUCAGGAUCCCUGAAGCAUCACUCCACCUGCCGGUCAUGCCCCUGAUGAAGUCAAACUGGACGAUUGCCAUGCCACCCAUUUACAGCGUGGAAAUGGAUGCAGCCGAUUUCAGAGGCCUCGUCUCGGACGAAUGGCAUGUUGGAGUGAGGACUUCUCGUGCCGACGCCUGCUAUUCUUCAGAACCGUUGCUGGUGCUAGUCCAGAAUCCUAGCCCCAAGGUCUCCCGUGCCGCCAUAGCUUCAGGCUUCAGUUGAACAAGGACAAACAAGGUUCAUUUCUGAGACCGGGAGAUGCAGAAGAUCCCAUCGACCAACUGCCUGAUCCGGAAACCGGUGAUAGGACGGUUGAGCUGCAACAGAGAAAUAUUGAACGCCUCGGUGCACUAGUUUCCUGUUAGCGCUAGGAAAUAGUCUGCAGUUUUCUGUACACUGACAAACAGAGACGCGUUCGCUUCUUCAUCGGUGAAUCCACCUUUUUUUGCAUCCCAAAGUAUAUUUCGUUCUUCCCCAAGUACAGGAAGAUCUUUCACAUGUGAAACACACAUCCAAAAUGAAUGAGUAGCAAUUACAUUUGCAUCGGA
This is a messenger RNA of Hordeum vulgare subsp. vulgare (domesticated barley), 1547 nucleotides long. RefSeq lists its product as uncharacterized. NCBI's taxonomy places the organism in Eukaryota, Viridiplantae, Streptophyta, Magnoliopsida, Poales, Poaceae. The transcript is spliced from 9 exons. Bases 217 to 1221 code for a protein of 334 amino acids. The record is from RefSeq and is a predicted model, not a curated record.